Leptonychotes weddellii (Weddell seal) is the source of this 3682-nucleotide messenger RNA. RefSeq names its product RecQ mediated genome instability 1 (gene RMI1). Gene Ontology annotation, biological process: double-strand break repair via homologous recombination; resolution of meiotic recombination intermediates. The record is from RefSeq and is a predicted model, not a curated record. NCBI's taxonomy places the organism in Eukaryota, Metazoa, Chordata, Mammalia, Carnivora, Phocidae. Gene Ontology annotation, cellular component: nuclear body; RecQ family helicase-topoisomerase III complex. Gene Ontology annotation, molecular function: nucleotide binding.
AUAAGAAGUACAGUAUUAUUAACUAUAGUUACCAUUUACAUUAGGAUAAGCUUUAAGUUCAUACAAAGAAGCUAGAUUUUUUAUUCUCCAAAAAGUAAAAGGACCUCCUAUAUAAUAUACAGAAAUAAUUUACUGCCUUUUCACAAGAAUAUAAUUCAAGCUUUGCUAAAAUUUCAUAUUCUAUGAAGGCAUCCAAAAUUCUAAUCCUUGGAACAGGCACUUCUUUCUUCUUCCCCUGUCCAUUUAUGUGGUAGUCUUUAUGGAUUUCUGGUUGAUGUCUCAAAGGCCAAGAGGUUAUCUAGGACUUAAUCCCUGUUUUACUGGAAUUAGGGCUGGAGGAUGGUCAUCAUCUCUUGAGUCUCCUUCUCCACUUCAGUACUCCCCCUGCCAUGGGAUCCCAGAGCUGUAAUUUCCUCAGCCUUGGACACUUUUCUCUCUUUGUAGGUUGUACUAUUCUAUUUCAGCUUGAGCUGCCUUGGCCUGCUUCAGCUUCCAUUUAUUUUGCAUGUGGACCUUGGACACUUUCUGGGCACCCACUUCCCAGCCUGUAGAAGCUGCCGUAAAUCCUGUAACUGACUGGCCUUGGUGGUGGGGAUGCUGAGGCUAGCUGGAUCACUCCCUUGGGUCACCUGACCCAGCUGCCCAAGAUAUGUGCCUGUGCCAGUGCCUUGUGGGCCAUCCUCUCCUAUCUUUUUUAAUUUUUACAAGUAACUCUCUGAGGUUAAGCCUAUAGACAAGGAAGCACACUUGGACUAUAUAAAUUUCUCAUGGUCACUUGCUUCUGUUUAGCUCACUCCAAACCUCAUGUUUUUAUUAUUUUACCUCCACUCUGCCCUGACUGAUAAUAGGAACCCCCAAAACCAUACCACCAAACUCUUACACUCCUGCAAAUAGACCAGUAUUCUUUCUGCAGCUUUGCCUUUUAACCCUUACCGCUUCUUGUCCCAGGGCCAUUUCUGAACAGUAGAGGUAACAGUUACUCCACUGAACAACCAGUUCCAAAUCCUGUCAUCAAAUCCUAUGUUCCUGUUCAAAUGGUAAUACAUGCAUAAUAUUUCUUUUAUUUUAAAAGAAAUGAGUGUAACUAAUAUUGCAUUAAGAGUUGAAACCUGGCUUUUAGCUACAUGGCAUGUUAAAGUACCUCUAAUGUGGCUGGAAGCUUGUAUUAACUGGAUCCAAGAAGAAAAUGAUAAUGUUAAUUUGAGUCAGGCACAAAUGAAUAAACAAGUGUUUGAGCAAUGGCUUCUUACUGAUCUGAGAGAUUUGGAACAUCCUGUUUUACCUGAUGGCAUUUUAGAAGUUCCAAAAGGAGAACUGAAUGGAUUUUUCGCUCUGCAGAUUAAUUCAUUGGUUGAUGUCAGUCAACCUGCGUAUUCCCAGAUACAAAAGUUGAGAGGAAAGAAUACAACGAAUGACCUAAUUACAGCUGAAACACAAGUAACCCCAAAACCUUGGGAAGCAAAGCCUUCACGAAUGUUGAUGCUACAGCUAACUGAUGGAAUAGUACAAAUGCAGGGAAUGGAAUAUCAGUCUAUUCCAGCUCUUCAUAGUGAUCUUCCGCCAGGUACAAAAAUUCUGAUUUAUGGAAACAUUUCUUUCCGUCUUGGUGUUCUCUUAUUGAAACCAGAAAAUGUGAAGGUGUUGGGAGGAGAAGUAGAUGCUCUUUUAGAGGAAUAUGCCCAAGAAAAAGUACUUGCAAGAUUAAUUGGGGAACCUGAUCCUGUAGUUUCAGUCAUACCAAAUAAUCCUAACCAAAGCAUCCCUGGAAUUACAGAUGUUCUAGAUCCUGCAUUAGGACCUUCUGAUGAAGAACUCUUGGCAAGUCUUGAUGAAAAUGAUGAGCUUAUAGCAAAUAAUGACACCUCCUUAGAAAGAAGAUGUUUCAGUACAGGUAGUUCCUCAAAUACUAUUCCCACAAAGCAGUCAAGUUUUGAACCACGACAUAUUAUUUCUCCAAAACCAAAGGAGGAGCCACCAAAUCAAUCUAUGUAUUUCACUGAUGGGGAAUUAGAUGACUUUUCACUGGAGGAGGCUUUGCUUUUAGAAGAAACUGUCCAGAAAGAACAAAUGAAGACUAAAGAAUUACAGCCAUUGACUUUGAACAGAACCCCAGAUGAAAGUAUAGAGAGAUUUUCACAUAAACCUAAUACUCCAGAUAAUUUUUCUUUGAUUUGCAAAAAUGGAAACAGUAUUUGGAAUGAAAAAAAUGUGUCUGAACAAAUGACUAAUGAAGGCAAAUCUUUUAGUUGUCCGUCUGCUGGAGAGCAAAGCAGUAGUAUUUUUUCAGUUCAUAAUGUACCCCUUCCCCAUGAUUUUACAAAUAAAGAUAAGGACUCAGAGACAGAUAAUAAAAUAAAACAAACCUUCAGUAGUGCAGAUGGACAUUCCUUAAAUAAUAAAAUAUCAAUAUCAAAUGGAGAGCUGGUAAAUUAUGUACCAAAAAGGAGUUCACACAUUUCUAAUGAAAAUGACCACCAUUUACAGACUUGUUCUUUAAGAUCAUCAGAGAACAGCGCUAAUCUUUCUAUUGCCAUGGAUUUAUAUUCUCCACCCUUUACCUAUUUGUCUGUUCUAAUGGCCAGCAAACCAAAGGAAGUUACAACAGUGAAGGUCAAAGCAUUUAUUGUAACCUUAACUGGAAAUCUUUCAAGUUCUGGUGGCAUUUGGAGUAUAACAGCAAAGAUUUCCGAUGGUACUGCAUAUCUAGAUGUAGACUUUGUAGAUGAAAUACUUACUAGUUUGAUAGGGUUUUCAGUACCAGAAAUGAAACAGUUAAAAAAAGAUCCUCUUCAAUACCAGAAGUUCCUGGAUGGUUUGCAGAAGUGUCAGAGAGAUUUAAUAGAUUUGUGCUGUUUAAUGACUAUUUCAUAUAAUCCCUCCUUGUCUAAAGCAAUGGUACUGGCAUUACAAGAUGUUGAAGUGGAACACCUGGAGAACCUGAAGAAGCGACUGGAUAAGUAAUUUAAUAAAAUAGUAUUAGAAAACAAUUAAAAAAAAACCCAAGAAAAUAUUUAGAACUAAAUUUGACCUUUUAUGUUUGAAACUUUUUUUUUCUUGUAAAAGGGAAAAAGGAAGUCUUAUAACUUAUUUCAGUUUAAUUUUUAAAUGUUUAAUCAUGUUUGUGUAUUUAGGUUUUUUAAAUAAAUUUUUUUUAUAGUAACAGAUGAAAGAAUUUGGUGACCCAUUGUUGUUUUGUUUUCCACUUGUCAUUCCACUUAAGAUGAUUGCUAAAGUAUUGUGUUGGUGUUUACUGAUGAGUCAUAUUGUUUGAAGUUAGCAAUUAUAAAUAGGUAGUUGUACUUCUAAUAUGUUGAGUACCCAAAGAGAUUUUUUAAUAUUAUUAUACUUAGGAAAAAAUCUAAAUCCAGUGGAUCAGAAUGUCAGGCUUUCGAUGCAAAAAUGCUUUGUUUGUUUUUAUUUUGCUGAUAGUAAAUAUUUGUCUGGUAUACUUAAGGCAAAUAUUAUGUUAACUAGAUACUAUUUCAGAGAUUAUAUUGAAUGGUUUAAUUAUUUUCAAGGAUAAUUGAUCUCAAAUGGCAUAUUGAAAACUUGAAUAUAAGAUUCAGUAAAUACUUUUUUUGGAUUAAAAUAAGGUGUUUUGUCCAUGUCUUAUGUAUUAUACCCCCCCUUUUUUUUAAAGAUUUUAUAUAUUUAUGACAGAGAGAAUACAAACGGGGAGCAG